CUGGGAAUGCUAGUCGCUGGCUAGGAAAGCAUUGGAAAAGCAUUGCCUUUUUGGUAGAGCAAUAAUGGUGAACCGCAAAGUCGAUAUCGUUCUACUAGGAACGCUCUUCGUCUGUACCGCGCUGGUAGUUCACGCACUGGACAAUGGUCUAGCGCACCGACCACCGAUGGGUUGGAUGAGCUGGGAGCGAUACCGGUGCAUAACGGACUGCAGCAAGUAUCCGGAUGAGUGCAUCAGCGAGGCACUGUUCAAACGCAUGGCUGACUUGAUGGUUUCCGAGGGCUACCGGGACGCUGGCUACGAGUACGUGAACAUCGACGACUGCUGGAUGGCGGACGAGCGCGAUGAGGAUGGUGUGCUGCAACCGAACAAGGAACGGUUCCCCAACGGAAUCAAACAUUUGGCUGACUAUAUCCACGAGCGUGGCCUUAAGUUUGGCAUCUAUCAGGACAUUGGCACGAAAACGUGCGCCGGCUACCCAGGGAUGGUGGGCUACUUCAAGCUGGAUGCUGAGACGUUCGCCGAUUGGGGUGUGGACUUUAUCAAAAUCGAUGGAUGCUACGCGGACGUCGAGCUGAUGGUGAAUGAUUACAUCAAGUUUGGUGAGUACAUGAACCGGACGGGUCGCCCGAUACUGUACUCUUGCUCGUGGCCCGCCUACCAGGAGUAUGAUGGAAUCAUCCCCGAUUACGAUCAGCUGAAGGAAACCUGCAACAUGUGGCGUAACUGGGGUGACAUCGAGGAUUCGCACCAGUCGGUGGUGGAGAUUACGAAAUACUUUUCCGAUCAUCAAAACAGAAUCGUGCCGCACCACGGACCGGGGCACUGGAACGAUCCCGAUACGCUUAUCCUGGGCAAUUAUGGGCUGAGCUACGAUCAGAGCAAAUCGCAGCUGGCCGUUUGGACCGUCAUGGGCGCACCGCUGCUCAUAUCGAACGAUCUGGCGAAGGUACGGCCGGAGAUAAAGGAGCUGCUGCUGAACAAAGCCAUCAUAAGGGUGAACCAAGAUCCGCUCGGCAUUCAGGGAAGGCUGGUGAAGACGGUCAACAAGAUAGAGAUCUGGAAACGGCCCAUCACGCCCCGGGUGGGUCACGAGCUGACGCAAGCGAUCGCGUUCGUUUCACGCCGGGCCGACGGUGCACCGUACCCGCUGCGCGUGAAGCUGCAGGAAGACGUCGGCCUUAGCAAUAGCACCAACAUCAAGGGCUACAAAGUUUACGAUCUGUUCGAUUCAAAGGCGGCUCCAUUGCUGGUGCGCGCCGGCAGCACGUUCGAGACAAGAAUCAACCCAACCGGGGCCAAUCUGUACCGCUUUGUGCCGCAGUUUGGGACGAAUUUUAUCAGCUUCUAAGGGGUUGGAGACGCAUUAGAUAUGUAUUACCCUAACUGUAGAUCGUAAGACUGAUAAUGAAGGAAAGAGAGAGAGUGGAUGUUUGUGCCUGAAAGUAAGAUGAGCGGCAAGAAUCCAUUGCAAAGAACGAAAGCGAAGCGUUAUUAGGGUAGCAACAGAAGCAGCAUGCUAGAAGCGCCCUCCCAUCCGGUUUCUUUGUUCUACACGAGGGAUGUACACACGGUAAGGUCUUCCAGCAAGUGUCAAGGUCAGUAUGCGCGCACUGUUGCAUCGAUGUAUCCCGUAUGGACGAACGAAACGAAACGAAAUGCUUCCCUUGGUUUACCACACAAAACGAUUCCCACGCAACGAUACUGCGCCCGCGGACAGGGCAGUACUGCUUACUUGCGUUUUCCUCUCCUCCCUGUUUUUUUCUCGUUCUGUUCUGUCUUCCGCGCUCUGGAUGGGAGAGCUGGAAGUUGGUCUUGGUUUCUAUCAUCAUCUUCCACGGGCUGCAACGUACCGGCAAACGUUGUUUGUGUGAAUUAGACUGCAUAAAUUAAGCCAUUCGCGCAAACACACAGCACUACCAACUCUCUAUCUUUCUCGCGCAAAUGCUUGACGCGCACCGGUAGGACGUUCGCGUGCAACCUUUCCCCAGCGUUUCGAACUAGCACCGAUUGCUUCCGCUGCUGAGCACACGUUGAGUGAUUCCAAUUAAAUCGCUUUAUAAACACACAGCCCCUUACCGAGAGAGAGAGAGAGAGAGAGAAAGAGAGGGAUGGAAAGAAGAAAAUGGCCAAACGCUCGCGCGCCACGUGGCACUUGCCCGUUUGAUUGCGUUUCCCUUUUGUUUUACACCCGUGUGGCGCAGAGAGUGCGGCGAGGAAAGAAAUGGACAAACUGUGGUUCAUCAGAAGAUCGAAACAAACUGGUUGCUGGUACGAUUAAAAGUAAAACUCGUAAACUACA
This is a messenger RNA of Anopheles arabiensis, 2302 nucleotides long. Its product is annotated as alpha-N-acetylgalactosaminidase. Gene Ontology annotation, cellular component: cytoplasm. Gene Ontology annotation, biological process: oligosaccharide metabolic process; glycosylceramide catabolic process; glycoside catabolic process. The record is from RefSeq and is a predicted model, not a curated record. Gene Ontology annotation, molecular function: alpha-galactosidase activity. The coding region runs from base 65 to 1351 and encodes 428 amino acids. Lineage: Eukaryota; Metazoa; Arthropoda; Insecta; Diptera; Culicidae. The transcript has 7 exons.